AUCUCCCUCUUUUAGGAGUAUGAAACUCGAUCCCGUCGCGCCGGUAGCGUCCGGUAUAAAACAGUAGCGCGAGUCCAGCGGAAGAGACUGUGAGAACAAUAUCAGUGUGAUCGGAGAGUUUGGACUUCACGAUCACCGAGAUGAGUCGCAGUUCUCCACAUGUCCCGGACUUUCAUAAAUGAGCUGACAUACAGACCCGUUAUUCCUGCUCGUUUCCAUGGAGAACAUGAUGCGUCCUGGAAUGAUAGACCGAUAAUGAUUGCAUUGCUUGUUUCUAAUCAAUUGAUGAUACUUAAGGUUUUUUUUACGCAUGAGAAGAAGACUGCAUGGACACACCAGCUCUGAAUUGAAGUCAUUAAAGCUCACCGAUAUCUAUUUUUGUAUGAAACCAUGAGCUCGUUGUUGUUUGGAGAAGGUUUUUUGGGCGGUGUGGUGAGCGGCGCGCCGUCGGACGCGGUUCCCAGAGCGCUGCGCAACGACCUGGGAUCCAACAUCCAUGUUCUCAAGACCCUCAAUCUGAGGUUCCGCUGCUUCCUCGCCAAAGUCCAUGAGCUGGAGAGAAGGAACAAACUUCUGGAGAGCCAGCUGAAGCAAGCCUCCAGUCAGCCGAGGCACACGGGCUUCACCUUCACGCGUGAAGUCGCUGUCCAGACGGACUCUCUGGAAUCCAGACUUCCAGGCACCAUCUGGAGUUUUACGCAUAUUUUGAGACACGGAGAGCGCGUGAAGACUGUCCAGGGACCCGGGGUCACCUGGACCCAUCCGGACGGGGUUGGGGUCCAAAUCGACACCAUCACCCCAGAACUGAGAGCCUUGUAUAACGUCCUGGCCAAAGUCAAACGGGAGCGGGAUGAGUACAAGAGAAAGCUACUAUUUAAUGUAUUCUUAUGUUGCUUUGUGUGUUCAAGUUUUCUUAUGUUCGUGUUUGCGUGUGUUCAGAACGUAAACGAAUCCGAAGCCAUUCAGGACGAGUUGAACGAGAAGGUCGAAAGACUGAAAGCUGAACUGGUGGUCUUCAAGAGCCUUAUGAGCGAUCAAAUGUCCGACCUUGACACCAAGAUUCAGGAGAAAGCUAUGAAGGUGGACAUGGACAUCUGCAGGAGAAUAGACAUCACAGCCAAACUGUGUGACGUGGCCCAGCAGAGGAACUCAGAGGACAUGUCCAAGAUGUUCAACCUCAGUCCAUCCAGAGCACCAGCAGACAGGUCACUGCCUGCUCUUUCUCUCUCCUCUCUUUCUGUCCCAUUCUUUUUCCUCACACGCAGACAUUGUUCAGAUAACUCAUUUGUUGCUAGGCGGGAGACGUUUGAGAUCGAUGAUGACUGUGACAGUUUGACGUGGGAAGAGAACGAUGAUACGCUGCUGCUAUGGGAGGAUUUCACCAAUUACAACAUGCCCUACAGCCUUAACAACAGCACCGGUGCCCUCGACUGCAACGGAGACACACACGACACUGAUUGCAGUCUGGGAAAUCUCAUCGAUGAGACCGAGUCUGUUUUCAAGACCAGAGAGCAGGAAUAUCAGAAGACAAUCGGACAAAUCGAGAUGGAGUUGGCCACGGCUAAGAGUGACAUGAACAGACAUCUGCAUGAGUACAUGGAGAUGUGCAGCAUGAAACGAGGGCUGGACGUGCAGAUGGAGACGUGCAAGAGAAUGAUCAAGGGUGGCAGAAAUUCUCUUUCCAUCAGCUCAUCCGCGAGCAGUGACUCAGGGAACACUGAAGAGAUACAAGACGAGUCGGACAAGGACGGAGAGACGGAGGGGCCAAUCAGCUGAUACCUGCCCAGUCUGGCCCCGCCCUCUUCCCCCCACGAGCUCCAAUCAGCUCUCGGGCCUCCCAGCAAUCGGCCAAUGGCCUUACACUGAGGGACAGAGCCCACUCCCACAAACCCCAAAUUCUGUAGGUGCUUUAACGUCAGAGUGGGGCGGAGUUAAUGAGGGUUGUUUUUGUGCUUCGACAUCAAUAUCGAUGUGUCACACGGUGCCACAGCUGUCACGGGACAGCCUAACUACGAAUCAGAUCGAUCCCAGCUAAAAUACAUAACACAAUACACUUGAUCAAACCCGAAAUCAAGCCCAUAUCUCGAUAAGAAACCGGAAAACGUUCACGCAAUGUGAGUGAUACACAAGACUGAAAGCCGAUCAGACCAAAACGGACUGAACUCGCUGCGAUCGAACACAUCAGAAUGAGUUGCUUAAUAUUUGUGGCUUUUUAUUUUUCUAAAAACUAUUUCAGAAAUCAACAGUUUACUGCAGAAACACUUUGGCCUUUAAGCCCCGAACCCAGUUUGCGAAUGUGGAAACAGCUCAUGUUCUAUGCAAUCGGCCUUAUUUUGUGAUCUGUGUUUUCCCAGCUAACAAAAAUACACUCUAAGAAUGUUUUGCUAACGUUCCCAGCUAGUUUUGAAAAUGUU
Molecule: messenger RNA, 2414 nt
Organism: Sinocyclocheilus anshuiensis
Lineage: Eukaryota; Metazoa; Chordata; Actinopteri; Cypriniformes; Cyprinidae
Product: intermediate filament family orphan 2-like
Exons: 8
Coding region: 391-1776 (461 amino acids)
Source: RefSeq, a predicted model, not a curated record